Molecule: messenger RNA, 3190 nt
Organism: Rhea pennata
Lineage: Eukaryota; Metazoa; Chordata; Aves; Rheiformes; Rheidae
Gene: CSF3R
Product: colony stimulating factor 3 receptor
Exons: 15
Coding region: 1-2577 (858 amino acids)
Biological process (GO): cytokine-mediated signaling pathway
Cellular component (GO): membrane; external side of plasma membrane; signaling receptor complex
Molecular function (GO): cytokine binding; cytokine receptor activity
Source: RefSeq, a predicted model, not a curated record
AUGGGCAGGCGCGGCGCGGGGACGACCUUGCUGCAGCGGCUCUCCCUGCUCGUCCUGCUCUCCACGACGCCCCCCGUCCCGCCCGCAGGGACCCACGGCUGCACCUCGGUGGCCGUGGCGUCGCCCGUCGUCCCUCUGGGAUCGGCCGUCACGGCGUCCUGCACCGUCCGGAGCGAGCUCUGCCGCGGGCUGGAGCGCGGGAAGAUCCGCAUCGCCUGGAUGCUGGACAGCGAGCCCAUGGCCGGGAGCCAGCACCGGGGCCCGGGGGGCGCGGAGGUGUCCAACCUCACUGUGCCCCACUUCAACCGCAGCCAGGCUCGGCUGUGGUGCCUGGUGGAGUGGAACGGCACGCGGCAGCGCGUCGGCAUGGCCGAGCUCCGGGCGGGCUACCCGCCGGCGAAGCCCUUCAACCUCACCUGCAUGCUGAACCUCAGCGACUACGGGCUGACGUGCCAGUGGGAGCGCGCGGCCGACAGCCUGCCCACCACCGUCGCGCUCAAGUGCGCCACGAGCAGAGCGCAGCGGGAGGCCGCCGGCGAGGCCGUCACGGGCUGCAUCCCGCGCGGCGCCCGCCGCCGCUGCACCGUGCCCCGCAGGCUGCUCCAGCUCUACCGUAAAAUGCACAUCUGGGUGCACGCCCGCAACGCCCUGGGCACCGCCGAGUCGGAGCGCCUCUGCAUCGACCCCAUGGACGUGGCCAAGGUGGAGCCUCCGACGCUGCUGAGCGUCCAGUCGGUGCCGCACCAGACGGACUGCGUCUCCGUGGCCUGGGAGGCGGCCGGCAGCAGCGCGCACAUGGAGCUGCAGUGCGAGCUGCGCUACCGCACCCCGGGGGAGCCGGCCUGGGCGCUGGUGCCCGGCAUCGGCGGCCCGGCGCGGCCGGCGCAGCACUGCGGCUUCCUCUUCGGGACGCAGUACCACUUCCAGAUGCGCUGCCGGCGGCCCGCGCCCGGGGGCUACUGGAGCGAGUGGAGCCCGGGCAGGAACUUCACCACCCACGAGAAAGCCCCCGCGGGGAGGCUGGACGCGUGGUGGAGCGCGCGGCCCGCGGGCGCCGGCCGGAGGGUCGAGGUGCAGCUGUGCUGGAAGGCUCCGCCGCGCCGCGAGGCCAACGGCAGGCUGCUGGGCUACCGCGUGGCGCUGAGCCCGCGGCGGCGCGGCCGGGAGCCCCCCGCCGUCUGCGACACCGCCGACACCCAGUGCAACUUCUCCGCGCCGGCGGGCGCCGGGAGGGUCUAUCUCAGCGCCUACAACGCUGCCGGCGAGUCGGCCGCCACGGAGGUUGUCCUCCUGGAGAAGACGGGCCGGCCCCUGGGGGGGCUCCGGGCCGUGCCGGCCGGCGAGCGCAGCCUCUGGGUGCACUGGGAGCUGCCGCCGGCCCCGGCCACCGGCUACGUCCUGGAGUGGCACCCGACGUCCUCGGAGCCGCCCGGCUGCAGCGCCUGCUGGCAGAGGGAGCGCGACGGGGGCACCACCCGGGCCCUGAUCGCAGAUGGCAUCGAGCCCUUCCAGAGGUACAAUAUUUCGGUGUACCCCAUCUACAAGGACGUCGUCGGGAUGCCUGCCUACACAGCAGCCUACUCCAAGCAGAAGGCCCCGUCCCGCGCCCCGAAGCUCCACCUGAAGAGCAUCAGCAAGUCCCAUGCCGAGCUCUGCUGGGACUCGAUACCCGUUGAGAUGCAGAAUGGCUUUAUCACCAACUACACCAUCUUCUGGGCCAACAGCACCGCAGAUGUGUCUAGUGCUGUUGUGAAUUCGUCCCUCAACUCCUUCGUCAUCUGGGACCUGAAGCCUUCGACCCUGUACAAAGUGCACAUCAUGGCCUCUACGGCGGCGGGCAGCACCAACGGCACCAGCCUGACCCUGGUGACCAUGGUGCUAGAUGACAUUGAAAUCCAGUUCCUCUUCUUGACCCUUGGGCUGAUCUUCGUCCUGCUCAUACUUUUGAUGAUCUGCUUCCAGAAGAAUGGGAGGGUGAAGAAGCAGUUCUGGCCCAGCGUCCCUGACCCUGCCAACAGCAGCCUCAGCAAAUGGGUGCCAGCAGAGCUACAGCAGGAGCCUCUGCAGAUCCCUGGUGUGAGGGAACCUGGCCUGGCGACCAUUUCUACUGUCACAGUGCUUGAAACGGUAGCAGGGAAAAAGCUGUGGGGCAAGGAUCCCAUGGCGGAAACGACCAGGGGCUUCCCAGACCUGCCCAAGUCCUACAUCCAGCAGGAUGGACCCGACACACCAAGCGGCAGCAGAGACACGUCAGAAAUGAGUCAGGAGUGCUACAGGAAUGGAGGGGAGACAGUCCAGUAUGCGCAGGUGGUCGGGGACGGUUACAAGGGCCAGCAGCACAUCCCAUCUCGCCUCUACCUCCGCUCCAGCUCCACCCAGCCCCUGCUUUUCAAUUGCAGCCCCAGCCCCAAGCCCUACGAGAACCUGUGGUUCCAUGGGGUCGCCCCAGAGAGGCUGUACGGCCAGGGCAGCAAGGAGGACAAGGGCUUCCUCGAGGAGCCACUCAUCAACUUCCCCCUGCUGCAGGGCCUGAAGAUCAGUGGGGCUGAGGAGCUCUAUGACUUCCAGAGAUUUUAGCUCUGGGCAAAGGCCAAGCAACGGGAAGCACUAAUGACUGCAUCCCUGACCCCUGCGCCUUCCCAGGAGGGACAUCCAGCUGGGCUCACCCACGCCCAGAGCAUCCCUGCCGCAGGCAGGCCAGGCAGGCACGGCCUGCAGGCAGCCCCCGACCCAGAGCAUCGCUCCGUACCCCGCGCUGCGACACUAGCGAUCCCAGCCCCGCAGAGAGCCAGGCCGGGGUACGCCCCACCGAGGCGCCCACGCAUCUUCCCAGCUCCCACGCAGAUUAGCGGCAGGCUCCAAAGGCCUUGCUGUGCACGGGAAGGCUACAGCACGGAAAACCCCUGAGAGGGACACGCGGGCAGCGUGUGCUCCCCUGAGCGUCCCUUCUGCUGCAGCUGCCCCAGCGUGACGCUGUGCGAAGGACCCGGCAGCGACCUAGCUACGAGACCGCAAAGCUCCCUACCUCCUACAGCGUUACCUGAACAGUCAUUUAAGCUCACCGAUCAGCUCCCUGGCACCGCCAGGCAGCUCAGGGAUUUCACUGCACUUUGGGAACCCCCAGGUCGCUCCGUGCUGUUUAUUUCUGCUUUUCCAUAUGCUCACACAAUAAAAGGGGGAUUGGAGGGGA